Molecule: messenger RNA, 7707 nt
Organism: Scomber scombrus (Atlantic mackerel)
Lineage: Eukaryota; Metazoa; Chordata; Actinopteri; Scombriformes; Scombridae
Gene: nr3c1
Product: nuclear receptor subfamily 3, group C, member 1 (glucocorticoid receptor)
Exons: 9
Coding region: 273-2621 (782 amino acids)
Biological process (GO): nuclear receptor-mediated glucocorticoid signaling pathway; regulation of DNA-templated transcription
Cellular component (GO): nucleus
Molecular function (GO): sequence-specific DNA binding; steroid binding; nuclear glucocorticoid receptor activity
Source: RefSeq, a predicted model, not a curated record
GCCUACUUUCCCAAGUGGCUAGCUGAGAAUAAGCACCGCUCAGCCAGUUUAACGCAGUUUGCAUGGCAAUUCGCUGCUAGGUCGAAGUGGGAAGACUGAAAGCAGCUGAAGCAGCGUCACCUCGGCGUGUUGUUGUGGGGUUAAGUGGCCAUGUAGUCUGGAUACGACGACAGAGAAGCAGCUUUAGCGAACAUUGAGCCAGUGACACUUUCAACCAAAACAAUGUUGACAGACGACCUGUGGACACACACCAACACACAGUCAUUUCAAGGAUGGAUAAAGGUGGAGUGAAGAAGAUAACAUAUAGAAGAGAUGACCAUUUAAGCAAGCUGGUCUACACUGAAAGCUCUGAGGAGGGAGGUCCGUUGAAAGUGGCUCCUCACAGCGCAGUGUCCAUCACCACCACCUCUGUCGUCCUUCCAUCCAGCCCUUUGAUGCAGCCAGGACAGGUGCCCAACGGCCUCAGCAACAGCCCCCUUCCAGAGGAGCUCACCUCCGCCUCCUUCACUGCCACAGUAGGCCCCUUGCAGGUAGACCCAGAGCCCAGGGGCGCGACCAAAGAUCAGAGGUCCCAGCAGCAGUUGCUCCAGUCGUCUACCACGUUUGGUCAAACCCUGGGGGAGAAUUUGCCCCAGCUGGAAGCCAGUAUAGCAGACAUUACCCAGUCCUCCAUGGAUUCACUCAUUGGGGGAUCAGAUCCCAACUUUUUUGCCAUGAAAACAGAAGAUUUCUCCAUGGAUAAAGACCAGGAUCCCAUCGACCUCGACCAUGCCUUGGAGCACAUUGGGAAAGAUGUGGAUGUCAACCAGAAAUUGUUCAGUGACAACACACUGGACCUGCUCCAUGAUUUUGAGCUCACCGGGUCCCCCUCAGAUUUUUAUGUAGGGGACGAUGCCUUCCUGUCUACUCUGGCAGAUGAUUCUCUGCUUGGCGAUGUGAGCUCGGAAAGGGACAUCAAACCUGCCAUGGUUGAGAGCAGUAAUGGCAGCGGCACAAUCUCUGUUGCUCUCAAUGGCAGCAAUAUGGCAAGUCCAGAUCAGUCCAGCUCUAGCAUAUCUACAACUGCCAGUUUAACACCUACAACCACUUUGUCUACGUUGGUGAAGAAAGAAAAGGAUGCUGGCUUCAUUCAACUCUGCACCCCAGGUGUGAUCAAACAGGAGAAGACAUCUGCAGGCCUGAGUUAUUGCCAAAUGAGCGGUGCGUCCUCCACAGACCUGCCCAGCUCUAGCCCUAUCUCCAUCUGUGGGGUCAGCACUUCAGGAGGACAGAGCUACCACUUUGGAGUCAGCCCGAGCAGCUGCAAUGAUGAUCAGCAGCAGAAGGAUCAAAAGCCAGUGACCAACCUGUAUCUCCCAGUGACGACCAUUGGCGGGGUGUGGAACAGAGGCCAAAGUGUUUUGGACAACUCAGCAAUGCACAGGGUUACUGAGGCUUUCUCAAGCUCUCCCACCUACCCCACCAGUUUUGCCAGUUCCGCUUCCAGACAGGAAGGGGGCAUUGCUACAUCCUCGUCACAGGGAAAGAGUGGGACUCACAAAAUCUGCCUGGUGUGCUCUGAUGAGGCUUCAGGAUGCCAUUAUGGCGUACUCACCUGCGGCAGUUGCAAGGUCUUCUUUAAGAGAGCAGUGGAAGGGCAGCAUAAUUACCUGUGUGCUGGGAGGAAUGACUGCAUCAUAGACAAGAUCAGGAGGAAAAACUGCCCAGCCUGCCGCUUCCGCAAGUGUCUGAUGGCAGGCAUGAACCUGGAAGCACGCAAAACCAAGAAAUUGAAUCGCUUAAAAGGCGUCCAGCCGAGCAACCCACCCGAGGCUAAUCCCUCUCCACCAGUGGAGGCUCGCGCUCUUGUACCCAAGUGCAUGCCUCAACUUGUCCCCACAAUGCUGUCCCUGCUGAAGGCCAUCGAGCCAGACACCUUUUACGCCGGCUACGACAGCACCCUGCCCGACACCUCCACUCGCCUCAUGACCACCCUCAACAGGCUGGGCGGCCGACAGGUCAUCUCUGCUGUCAAGUGGGCCAAGGCUCUGCCAGGUUUUAGGAACCUGCACCUGGAUGACCAGAUGACCCUUCUGCAGUGCUCCUGGCUCUUCCUCAUGUCUUUCGGUCUGGGCUGGAGGUCUUACCAACAAUGCAAUGGUGACAUGCUCUGUUUCGCACCGGACCUCGUUAUCAAUGAGGAGCGGAUGAAGCUGCCCUACAUGGCCGACCAGUGUGAGCAGAUGCUGAAGAUUUCCAGCGAGUUCGUGCGGCUGCAGGUUUCCCACGACGAGUAUCUGUGCAUGAAGGUGCUGCUGCUGCUCAGCACAGUGCCAAAGGACGGCCUGAAAAGUCAGGCGGUGUUCGAAGAGAUUCGGAUGUCGUACAUCAAGGAGCUGGGGAAGGCCAUUGUGAAGCGCGAGGAGAAUUCCAGCCAGAACUGGCAGCGUUUCUACCAGCUCACCAAGCUUCUAGACUCCAUGCAUGAGAUGGUAGGUGGACUGCUCAGCUUCUGCUUCUACACCUUUGUGAAUAAAUCCCUGAGUGUGGAGUUCCCAGAGAUGCUGGCAGAAAUCAUCAGCAACCAGUUACCAAAAUUCAAGGCCGGGAGUGUCAAACCACUCCUGUUCCACCAGAGAUGACUCUGCCCCAUAACAGACACAAUGCCUUAAAAUCCCACCACAUCACCUCACCACCCCCACAUCCCGAAGAGCGACGAUGAAAUGGACCGAGGAAUCGAGACAACGAGUGAAUGAUGUUUUUGGGAGCGAGUAUGCAACUUUGUAGUAGCUUACGGGUCUGUAGUGAAAGAGAGACUGGAAGAGUUUGCGUAGGACCAGACAGCGAGCACAGAAGUUCAUGUUUUGUUGAGCAGUCUAACGGCAUGUUCAGACCGGAUGCGGAAGCUUUGCGUAACACCGCGUUCUGUCAAAUCUCGCAUAAGCAGAAGUCUGGCUGUUCACUGUGCCAGUCAACAAGUGAUUCUGGUCUUUUCUAAUCACAUUUAGUGCUGAACUUUAUCAUGGGUAAGUAAUAACCUCAUCAAUUUGACAUUUGAUUAGCCUAGACUACCCUAUUGUGACCCCACCUCCACCUGUGCGUCUGUCUGUCUGUCUGUCUGUCUGUGUGUGUCUGUGUGUGUGUGUGUGUGUGUGUGUGUGUGUGUGUGUGUGUGUCUGCUUGUCUCUUUUGCUCUUAGUUUCAACAUAACUGACAAAUAUGUGUGUUUGUGUGUGUGUGUGUGUGUCUGUGUCUACAUAUGAGGCUCGACAGCCAGUGCCAUCAUCAAUAUUUUCAGACAAACUUCUAUCCCUCAUAGUCUUCCUACCCGGCUCAAUCUCUUCUGUGCAGUUACGGCUCCUCCAUCAAAAAUAAACCAGGCGGAGCUAUAUAAUUUAUAAUAGAUUAUAAGUGUUUCUCGGCAGAUUCGCUUGUGGCACGCUGAGAAAUAGUCCAGAAGCCAAAAGCUGCAGAUCGUGAGACAGCCGCGGCGCGUCCGGUUUGUACGUAACCCAGCACUUCCACAUCCGGUCUGAACCCACUGUGAGAUGUAGUGUAUAACAAGUAGGAAUUGUUUGUAAGAUAAAAGAUAAUCACAGAGAGAAAUAGGUUUAACAUCCAUGUCGUCUCAGGUUUCUUACCUUCAAAUACACAACGAUAUCUAAAACAGAUAAAACAAAUAUCUAUGUACAGGUUCUGAUAGUAUUUUCUACAUUUUCAAAUUCUAACAGUUUAUACAAUUUUCCAGGUCAUUGUUACCUGGGAAGGUAACAAAGCUUAAUUAAUAACAUGCUCUUAAAUAUGCUUUUAGACUGUAUGUUCCUCUUUUAGUUUUUAUAAGAGGUUGUAACAAAAUGUUUAUCAGUCACAUGAGGGGAUACAAAUGUUUUCCAGUCAUUUAAAAAGCAUAUUUCACUGCUUUUAUACUCUGGACAUAGGAAACAAUUCUGCUGGAUUGUUUACCGAAGUGCGCAAUUGAAAGGAUGAUUUCUCCCACAAGCUGACCUCUUCCAGGUUUACACACGUCUAUUAUAAAAGGGAAAAAAAUAUGUGCCUUUUUUGCUUCGAAUAUUAUCUUAGCCAUCUCUUCUUUCCUGUCCAAGGAGUGCUUCUCUUUAACCCAUCAUGGUCUACCCUCAUCAUAUGUUGAUUGUACUUUUAUAUUACAUGCAGUUGCAAGUUUUCCUUUUUUUGUUUUCUUCUUUUUUUUCAUUGGCUGUGUUUAUCUUUUAGAAGUGGCAGCUCGGACAUCCUCCGUGCAUAGAAAUGAUCCUUAUCGUUAAAACAGAAUACUCAAAAUCUGCUUCCACUCACACUAUCCCACGCACAUUUUAACUCCUCAAGUGCGAUUCGAGCACUUUGUACCCUGCUAAAGGCUUUAAAAGACUGUGAAGAAAGACUGUUAUACUGUACCAGUCUUUGAUAUAUGACGUUAGAUGGACGUUAGAACUUUUUCUAUUAGGAAUAUAGCCCGCUUCGAUCUUUAUUUUAGCCCCCUCCUUCUGCCCCAAUAGUCUAAUGAUGGAAUGUGAUAGAUACCUGCGUUUACCAAUCAGAAACGAGAGAGCAUGUUUUAUUGUGUGUGCAAGAUUAUGUCAUUUUAUAAUUUGUCGGGAAAGCACAUUUUUGUGGUUUUAACUCGGCUCAAAUUGGUUGGAAAAUAACCGUCCUACAUUUUUUAACUUCUUCAUACAGUCUGUUGUAAAAAUAAAAAAAUAAAAAAUCCUGGCAAACAUGCAGUUGUGAUUCAGCCAGUAAUGAUCCAGUAUAUCCAUGAUCUUUGGAUAAUUUGUUAUCAACGCCAGAUUCUUUUUUGCAUUGCUACAUUUGUUAUGAACAGUUUGACAUUAGGGGAAAUAAUCUUUAUUUGCUUCCUUGUCUUGAAGUAGAUGAGAGGAUGGAUACUCCUGACAUGUUCGUAUGGUGAAUAUGGAGCGUAGGUACCAUAAACUCCCUGGCAACUAGUUCCGAGCCAAAAAAAACUGACAUAUAACCAUAAAAUGGUAAACUGUUGUUUUUACACUUUUGUACAGAUUAAACAAAUAAUAUACAGUAUGUUUGUUAGUGAGCUUCAGCGGAGCUUGAAUGCAGAUUUUUAUACAUUCAGACAGCCAGGCUAGCUGUUUCUAAGCUAAGACAACCAGCUGCCUGUUUCACCUAAAUGUUUAGCAUACAGACUAAGUGGUACCAAUUUUCUCAUCUAACUCUGGGCAAGAAAGCGAUAAAUGUAAUUCCUAAAAGGUCAAACAACUCCUUUAAAAUGAUGAGUUUGUAUUACAGACAGCUUGUGUAUACAGUUCUUUGGAUCAGGCGUCAGCAAAUGCAUUAUUAACCUAUAAGCCUAACUUUUUACUACCCCAUCUGCUCCUUAAACCUCAUGUAGACACCUUGUCGUAAUGUUCGUGUCUUUAGUACAUUUGCACGUGUAUUUGUCUGUCAGUCGAGCCCCAAUGUUUGAGAGCACUUAGCUUCCAUCACCUCAUAGAGUCGUCUCACAGUGAAAGUGUAGCAUCGCUGAAUGGGGAGGCAGGCAAAAUGGAUCCUUCAUUCUCUGGGAACUAUUUCAGUGCCAAACUCCUUUUGUCUGUUUAUCAACGAUGCUCAAAGUUUGUCAGUGUUUGUAUCAAAAGGGGAGAACAAGUCCUGGCAGUGAAGCUUUUAAAUUAGUUCAACGAGUUGUGAAUCAUCUGAGCUUCUCUCCCCUCGAUUGAAGUCACUAUUAAUGAUCGAUAAAUGAGUUUAACACAAGACACUCACAGAUGUGUCAUCCCACAGAAUGUGGGUCUAUCAGUAUACCUUUCUUUCUUUGUGUGUGGUUUAAGUAAGCGGGACAUUUUUCAUCAGUGUGUUUUAUAGCCCUGUCGUAUUUUUGUUUUUUACACAAAAUAAUCCAGGUUUUGAAAAUGAAUGUGAAUCUUCAAGAGGGAUUCAUUGAGUUUGAAAACAAUAACUCUUGACAGAUUAAAGGAGACGCCCUGUCCGAUUUAAACAAUUGGAUAAAUAUGUCAGAUGAGAAACUACAAAGUGCUCACUGGUACAUUUAAAACAAGGGAAAUGUCUAAUUGUUUUCUUCUGUUAAAGUAAUAAUCCUGAAGAUCAGUUUCGUUCUCUUUGGCGGCACCAAUGGCGAUAAACUGUAAUUUCAGGUGUGUUUCUGGACCUCACUUCCCAGAGAUCAAAACAGUGUCGCCUGUGUGAUGUCAGUCAGUUGACAAUUUGUGAGCAAGUCUGUUGGUUUAGCUCCGCCUACCCUGUCUGGCGGACCAACCACUGCUGGGUGAUGGAAAACAUGUCACAAAAUUUUCACUGCUUGUGAUUUUUCCUGUGAAAGUUGCCACCGACACCCAGUUCAUAAUACUGCAAAUACAAGGGCUUUGAUCAGUGGGCCAUAGACUCAAUCAUCAUUGUGUUACCUCAUUCAGCAAACGUGACUUACAGACGUUAAAAAAAAAUCUUCGAGAUUAUUACUUUAACUAUCCCAACAUCAAAUUUAAACACACUCAUGAUAAGUUUUGAACCGCUCCCAUGCUCAGGUUGUUGAAAUUUGAUGUCUUGUACAUACAGUAAGUGGUUUUCCAUGUUUAGUCGUUCAUGUUCUGACUUCAAGAACCAAAAACAUGUAGUUUGGAUUCCCAAUAUUUGUCUGCUUCUGUGCUUUAUGGUGUAUUUUUGUCAGGAAAAAGUUCACUUUGACAGAAGUAUCAGGAAUGUGCUGCCACCGUCAUCAUUAAUACCCAGGCUCAGUCCUCCAGUGUCUGAAAAAAAGACACUUCUCAUCUUUUUUUCUUUCUUUCUGGUGAAUCUUCAGAAGCCACUCUCUUUCAUUAACUGCAUUUUAAGGGUUAACCAUGGGUUACUUUCACAUUCAGUGUAUCCAAAAUCUCUGAUGCUGCUGCUCAUUUUAAACAGGUAUAUAUGAAACCGCACACUUGCCUCUUCUUGCUCAAAAAUGUAUACUUGCUUACUCUCUUGUACAUUUUUGAGGAGGACAACUGAAUAUGCAAUAGAAAUAACAGAUAAUCUAUCACCAUCACAUUACAAGAUGUGGUUGCUUCCUCUUUUUUUCCCCCGAUAUAAGCUAUUUGCAAACAGGAGAUUCACAUUUAACUUUAUCUCUGCAGGCCAGAUUUUCAGGAAUAGAUGCACUUAGUCAGUAAUCAGUCCACACAGACUGCACAGAAAGCCUAUUUGAUGUUUGACUACAAGGUGACCAAAGCAAGUACAGACAGAAUCAACGUGAGUCAGCAUAAACUAAGUAGCUCUUAGAAGACAAAUGUACAGUUAUUUGUUGGUUUUAAAAGAAAAAGAAAAUGAAAAAAAAACACAUUUUUUACUCUAACGUGAUGGCUUUGGUCAAAUUGUGUAAUACUGUGAAUAGGAUAGGAGUCAGUCUUUUUCACACACAAACUGUUUGUGAAAGUAAUCAACCAGCUUGAAUCUAAAAAAAAGAUUUGCACUACCCAAAUAUUGUUUGAAAAUCUAUUUUGUAUAAAACAUAUGCAGACAUUAACUUUUGAGAAUUAUCAAGGGCCGAUCAUGUUUCACUGGUAUGUGCUUUCUCUAAAAGCUUUGUUUUGCUUAAAAAAAUUUGAAUAUGUACAUAUAAUCCAUUGUAAAGAAAAUGUGGUGUAUUUGUCUCCAAAUACUAGUUUUUCUAUACACUCUGUAUUAUUUCUCCUCUGUAGUGUGACUCCUGUUGAUUCUCCAUUGAUUAAAGGUCGAACUGUA